AUGGCCUGGGGCACCUCCAGACCCCACUGUCACGACACGGAGACCCCCCGGAUCUCCACCAGCUGCCUCCAGCCCUCAGUGCUCCCCCAGCUCAGCACUGCCCCGCAGGGCCGGGCCUGGAUCCGCGUGGCGCUGAUGGAGAAGCGAAUGUCCGAGUACAUCUCCACGGCCCUGAGGGACACCCGGACCACCAGGAGGUUCUAUGAUGACGGGGCCAUCAUGCUGCGGGAGGAGUCCACGGUGCUCACGGGGAUGCUCAUCGGGCUCAGCGCCAUCGACUUCAGCUUCUGCCUGAAGGGAGAGGUGAUGGACGGCAAAACGCCCGUGGUCAUCGACUACACGCCCUACCUGAAGUUCACGCAGAGCUACGACUACCUGAGUGAGGAGGAGGAGCGGGGCAGCGUGGAGAGCAGCACAAGCGAGGACAGCUCACCUGAGCACCCCUACCUGCCGCUGGUGACGGACGAGGACAGCUGGUACAACAAGUGGCGCAAGAUGGAGCAGAAAUUCCGCAUCGUUUAUGCCCAAAAGGGGUACCUGGAGGAGCUGGUGCGGCUGCGGGAGUCGCAGCUGAAGGACCUGGAGGCGGAGAACAAGCGGCUGAAGCUGCGGCUGGAGGAGGUGAUGGUGCAGAACCAGCUGGAGAAGAGGGAGCUGGAGGGCGUCAUCCUGGAGCUGCAGGAGCAGCUGACGGGGCUGAUCCCCUGCGAGAACCCGCAGCUGGCCCAGCUCUCCAAGGAGAUGGUGACACCCCUGGUCAACCAGUGGCCCUCCCUGGGGACCCUCAACGGCAACGAGAGCGGCUCGGACAGCAAACUGUACAGAAGGUAACGCACACAGAGACCUGCCAGAGCAGCCUGCCCUGCCCCGGGGGGACACGA
Molecule: messenger RNA, 881 nt
Organism: Ficedula albicollis (Collared flycatcher)
Lineage: Eukaryota; Metazoa; Chordata; Aves; Passeriformes; Muscicapidae
Gene: RUNDC3A
Product: RUN domain containing 3A
Exons: 7
Coding region: 1-831 (276 amino acids)
Cellular component (GO): cytosol
Source: RefSeq, a predicted model, not a curated record